Molecule: messenger RNA, 757 nt
Organism: Panicum hallii
Lineage: Eukaryota; Viridiplantae; Streptophyta; Magnoliopsida; Poales; Poaceae
Product: MFP1 attachment factor 1-like
Exons: 1
Coding region: 107-532 (141 amino acids)
Biological process (GO): mitotic cell cycle; lateral root development
Source: RefSeq, a predicted model, not a curated record
GCAGCCACCGAACGGAUCGAGCCGAGCUCCCCGCCUCCCCCCUACGGCCCUACCCCUCCCCCCCGUCCAUUCCUAGGGUUUCCAACUUCCAGAAGCUUCCACGCGAAUGGCCACCGACGAGCUCGCCGCCGCCCCGGUCCCGGCCCCCGCCGCCGCCCCGGCGGGGGGCGACCCGUCCGCCGCGUUCUCGUUCAGCAUCUGGCCGCCGACGCAGCGCACGCGAGACGCCGUGGUGCGCCGCCUCGUGGAGACGCUCGCGGGGGACACCAUCCUCUGCAAGCGCUACGGCGCGGUGCCGGCCGCCGACGCCGAGCCCGCGGCGCGCGCCAUCGAGGCGGAGGCCUUCGACGCCGCGGCCGCCACCGGCGGGGCCGCCGCGUCCGUGGAGGAGGGGAUCGAGGCGCUGCAGUUCUACUCCAAGGAGGUGAGCCGCCGCCUCCUCGACUUCGUCAAGUCCCGCUCCGCGGAGGCCAAGGCAGAGGCGCCGCCGUCGGAGGAGGCCCCCGCCGCGGCCGAGGGCGAGGCGGCGUGAGCCGCCGGGCAGCCAUUGCUUUUUUUAAUUCUAUUUUCCUGGGAGAAAUUGCAUCUGGAAAUGGUGCGAAGACUGUAGCCUGUGGCUUUGGUCUGGUUUGUAUGACUUGAUGUUAGAUGUUUGCACAUCUAUGCAGUUCUUUGCUCUUCGAUGAAUAGCUUUUUUUUAGUGCGUGCUGUGUCUUGCUUGCAAUUUGUGUCAUUGAGCAAGGAUUAUUUUCCGUUC